AGCGGGAAAUCGUGAGGGAGAAUUUGGGGAGGAAGCCAAGCUGGGUGGAGCGCAGGUGGUCAUGGAGGGGCAUGGAGCGCAGGUGGUCAAGGUACCUCGCACAUACAUUUUCUUCAUGCUGAUGGCCGAGAUAUAUGGCACCCGAGAGUUUGUUAAGUUUGCAAAGAUUAAGGCCACCAAGCAGUCAAAGGGAUAUGUUUUCAUACAAUACUCAUGCCAAGAAGAUGCCAUGCUGUGAAGCACAUGGACAGGAAGGUUCAUCUAUGUGGAGAUUGCAAAGCCUAGUUUCUCCAGAUCUGAUGCUUCACCUCCAGCCCCCCUCUGAAGCAAAGCUAAUGGUCAUAGGCAUGAGAAGUGAAAGAUUGUCUUCUGAUAUGCACUGUGCUGCAAAUUUGUUCGAUAUUCAUCUGAAUCAUGAGUAUCAUUUUCUGCUUCGAAAUGGUUUCUGUAGUAAGUGCUUCAGUAGUGAACUUUCUGGUUCAUCUCAAACCUUUGUUGUUCCGUGAAUUUUAUUUGUGGCUUCAAGAAUCUGUAAAAUU
This is a messenger RNA of Amborella trichopoda, 539 nucleotides long. RefSeq lists its product as uncharacterized. The record is from RefSeq and is a predicted model, not a curated record. Lineage: Eukaryota; Viridiplantae; Streptophyta; Magnoliopsida; Amborellales; Amborellaceae.